This is a messenger RNA of Pantherophis guttatus, 5311 nucleotides long. NCBI's taxonomy places the organism in Eukaryota, Metazoa, Chordata, Lepidosauria, Squamata, Colubridae. The record is from RefSeq and is a predicted model, not a curated record.
CUUUUCCUUCUCUCUCUCUCGCUUGCCACCCCUCCUCUUCCUCAAGAAGGGCAGGACUUUUUUUCGCCGGUCUCCGUGGGAACAAACAGCUCCCCCCACCCCCGCCGCCUUAUAGACUGGCCUUUUUCUGUUAGCCAACGCCUGUCUUGCCCCACCUCCCUGCCCUUCUUCCUCCCCACUCUCGCCCCGUCUGGCGGCGUCGAGCAUCUCCUCGGUCGUCUUUCCCCUCCGUUUCCUUCCCUUCCCUUCACAAGUGGGGCUCUAUCCGUGGUCCCCACUCCUCCCCCCCCCAGACACACACACACCCUACGCGCACCGUCGCCCUUUGCGCCCAGCCCAGCCGGACCCUCCCCAUGGCCGCAGGCAGCUACCGAUGCAACCGGACCCUGAGGCUCGAAGCAGGUCAGUCGGUGCUGCCGGGCUCCUUGCUCUUCGCGGCGGGGCUGCUGGGCAACGUGUUGGCGUUGGGGCUGCUGUGGCAGCACCAUCUGAAGGCGAAGUUGCAGCGCGGGCAAGGGCGGCCGCGGGCGUCCGCUUUCUACCUUCUGGUGAGCACCCUGGUCGCCACCGACCUGCUGGGCAAGUGUUCGCUGAGCCCGAUCGUGCUGGCCGCCUAUGCUCACAACCGCAGCCUCAUCGACCUGUGGCCGCCCGCCGCAAGCAGCGAAGUUCAAGUCAGCCAGCCCGGGGAGGACCCGACGCGCUCCCCCGGCACGCUGUGCCAGCUCUUCGCUUUCCUCAUGGCCUUCUUCGGCUUGGCGUCCACCGUGCUGCUGCUGGCCAUGGCCCUGGAGUGCUGGCUCUCGCUCGGCCAGCCUUACUUCUACGAACGCCACACCAGCAGGCGUUGGGGCGGGCGGCUCACCGGCGCGGCGGCCGUCCUCUGCGCUCUCUUCUGCGCCCUGCCGCUCCUGGGCUUCGGCAGCAACGUUCAGUACUGUCCGGGCACGUGGUGUUUCAUUCGCAUGGCCGGCGGCGGGCGGCUCUACUCGGUGCUCUACGCUAGCCUGCUGGGCUUGCUGGUGCUGGCCGUCGGCCUGUGCAAUCUGGGCAGCAUGAGGAGCCUCUACCGGAUGGCGCGUCGCCAGCCCCCGCGCAGGACCCACCUGACCGACCUGCGGGGCCCAACCGCGCCUUCCAAGCUCCCUUCCUCCGGGCGCACCGAGGAGCUGGGCCAGUUGGUCCUGCUGGCGCUCAUGACGGCCCUUUUCACCAUCUGCCCCCUGCCGCGGAUCAGUCUUUCCAUCUCUUACCUCUUACAGAUCCGAGCUUACAUUGGAGCUUUUGCCCCCGAUGCGAAUGAGGCAGCAGAUCUUACAGCCCUCCGUUUUUUCUCUGUCAAUUCCAUUGUGGAUCCCUGGGUCUUCAUCAUUUUUCGGACAUCCAUAUUUCGCAGUUUGCUCCAGCGGUUUUCUAGGAGGCUAAGUUUGAAGAAGGAUCUGCAUUCCCAAGAUCAGCUCCUGGGAACUUGGCAGAGGAAAGAAUCCAAUGACAUACCAUAAAUGGAUGGGAGCUGGAGAUGAUACAACUGGACUUCUUCUUGUGGCACAUCAUGGUCUUCAAAGCCAAAGUGUUGCAAGUCAAUGUUUAUUAAGGUUGAAAAGGGGGACCAAGAUAACUCUGUGGUACUGGCUGUAGCUUCAUUGGUAGACUUUUGUUCUGGUGCUUCUUCAAAAAGCCCAAGAUGCAGUUUUCAUAGAUAGGACUCAUUCAUAUUAUGGUAACAAUUUACUUGACUGGUGGGAUCCAUUUGCACAGAAGCAUUCAGAAAUGUAUUUAAGUCCAAAUAUUCUACCAGAGAUAUUGGGCACUUUUAAGUUCCAAUUACCUUUUCUACCAACAGAUUGGAUUUGCAUGCUGCAAAUCUGUGGUUUAAAUGAUUAGAAGUUGAGAAGGAGAAGAGGAAUGUUCUCUGUAUGUGUGAACCCUGUACCCCAAGCAUGGGAGCUGAUAUUAAUUGACUAACCAUGGAAACUCACAAAAGACAAGUACAGAAUAUGGAAUAGAAGCCUUCAGGGAUAUGGACUAGAAAAAGCUGCUAUGCACAUUCUUUCUCUUUCUCAUUGCUCUGUGGUGGAUUUGUGACAGAUGUAUUGUGUGUCCAUACUUAGAGCAAUUUGCACUUGUUCGUUGGCCCCUCUAAACAGAGAUAUUGUAAAGCUAGAGAAAGCCUUGAAAAGGAACAAUUCUAUUGGUGGGAUUCAGCCAGUUUGCACCACUUCGGGAGAACCGGUUGUUAACUUUCUGAGCACUUUGGCAAACUGGUUGUUGGAGGAAAUCAUUAGGGCAGAGAACCGGUUGUUAAAUUACUUGACUUCCACCACUGAAUAAUUCAAAUGAUCAAAGUGUCAUUGUAAUCUUAAAUAAAUGUUUAAAUUGAGGGUUCUUUAAAGCAAAUGGUUGAAAAGCAAACAUUUUGACUGCUAUAUUUCCGUUAAAUAAAGAUUAAAUAUCCAUUAUCUCAUUUUGGGGGGAAAAAUCCAAUUAUAGCUUACACUUUAAACCUAAGAGGAAGCAGAUUCAUUUUGUUGGUAGCUUAUACAAUUAAAUACAGUGCGAUUGACUGAAUUUUACAAUAGUUAUCUUUAGAGAAAUGUUCAAGAUUGAAAAUAUUUUAAUUAUUUUUUUAACUGUCCCCAAAAUUUAACAAUGCAGUAAAUUUGCAAGAUGCUUGUGUUUUUUUUAAAUUAAAACUAUUUGAAGAGGAAAUAUGAAUUGGUUUUGAAUGCAAGUGCAUAUAGUCAAAGCCAUAGUUUUCAUAAUUGUAAUAUAUAGCUGUGAGAAAUGGACCAUCAGAAAUACUGAACAAAGAAAAACUGAUGCCUUGGAAUUAUAAUAGUGGACAGAGUUUUUCAGAAUUUUUGAGAAUGCCUGGGAAUGGCAGAAGAACAGAUUGUUGAAGACUAAUUGAAGCAACACCAGAAUGCUAACUAGAAACACUAAUAAGAAAGCUCAGAUUUCAAUAUUUUGGACCUGUAAUGAAAAGGCAAGAAUAGCUAGAAAAGACUAGCUAAAGGACUGGCACAUGGAAAAAGCUAAAGCAGAAAAGAAGUAGUUAGAAGCUAUUAAUAAUGACACAGGUGGGAGUUUAUAAAGAAGUGGUUAUUGACAAUCUGGAAAAAUGAUGCCUAGAUUGUUCACCAAGAGUUAAAAGCAAUUGAAUGAACAACAGCAUCCAGGCCAUCAAAUGUUCUGAAGCUUAGUCAGAAGCCGAGCUGAUUCAACAGCAGAAAAAAUACACUGAAUAAUUUGGUACAUGCAUACUGUAUGUUCCUUUGAAUUUUGGGUGCCUUUCUGAUUGCCCCACCUUAGAGUGGGUAUAUUAGAGGUGGCAGGAGCUAAAGGAAGGGCAGCUGAAGUGUAAUAUCUUCGUCUAAAGAACAGUAACAAUGGCUGUGGCUUUCUAAUAAGUAACUUUCUCUUAUUAGAAAGUCACAGAGUUUUGGACUGCAAUUCUCUUAGCUUCUUAGACCUAGGAUUGCAGCUGCUUUUCUGAGCUCUAAAUGGGAUUCCAGGAAAAAUUCCAUUUGGCAUAUGGAUUGGCUUCUCUCCUCUCCAGGGUGCUCUGGAAUUCUUCUUUGCUUUCAAAUCCUAAGUAUUGCAAAGCCUAGUUUCCACUGUUUGUUUAAAAAUAAUAAUAAUAAUAAGGGAGCAACAUCGUUCUUCCUGGAAUUAGAGCUGAUAGGUCUCAAAUAGCAAUUCCCAGACAUUUGGCCAAUGGAGGUGAAGAAAUGCUGGCACAGUGGCCAACCUUUGCUAGAGGUUGCUGUCGAACAGUUCUUCUCAGUGCAAUUCCAAAAGUUCUGUUUCUGUAUACCAGCACUGGAAGGUUAAGAUGCUGGAAUAUUAAGAAUCACUGUGGAUCGUAUUCUUCUCCUUUGUCCCAUUCCUCAACAUAUGUCAGCAAACCUAGAUGGGAAGCAGCAAUACAGUGCCUGCAACGACCAAGUAUCUUUCCUCCUCCCCUCAAUUGCCAUCAACAGUGCACCCAAAGUUAAAAUUACAAUAAUAUAAAUGUACUGACUGUAUUGAAAUAGUGCAAAUCUGACAAAUCCGAAACUCCGCAUGAAAACCUAUAAGAAUUUGGCCCUGUUGCACCAACUCUUGUAAGAUCUCAAGAUGAAACCAUCAAAAUCUUGGCAUUAUCUGCUGAAUUCAUGAAAUGCGGGAUGGUGUGAACCUAAACACCUGACAUGUUUGCAGUUUCUUCAUUUUAUUAAUUCUCUUCCAUAGGUUGCCCACAAUAGGAAUGCUGUGUGAGUGGUGGGCACAAAAAAAAGAGAAAAAUGAAGAAAAAUAAUUUGCCUCUUUUCUUUCUGACUGCCACAAAUUGCACAGAUGAUCAUCAUGGAUCUCCUAUUGCUGUGCUUGGCCCAACCCCAUUUACCGGAACAAAAAUUGAAUUCCAGGUAGACAUAUAAAAGUUUGCACUGGACAAGGUCAAAGAGAUUGCAGAAUUAUUCCCUUUCAGCCUGCCAUAACUGUUACAUGGAUUUUGACUUGAUACGAACAGAAAAUCUAUGAUUUUUCACACAAUUCAUUACUGUGAUUUUUUUUUUAAAAAAAGGGAUUAAGACAUUUACAAAGCCUACAUUGAUAUCUCUGGAUUUCCUGGGCACAUCUGUCUGGACAUUGUUGACUGAGUGUUAUAUUAACUUUUAAUGGCUUAUUAUAUUUUUAUCCACUAUCAGUACUCUUAUCAUUGCUUGAUUGGCCCUGUGCAAUAAAACAGUUAUGGUCAGCCUUUGAUAUUUCUGCAGCUCAGAUAUUGUGGAUAUAUUCCCUGGGGAAAAAAGAGCAAGAAAUUGACAAUGUCUAGUUUUUAGUUAUUUUUACAGUACAUGUAAAAAUGUACUGAAUACAGGUAUAUUCCAGAAUUCUGCUAAAUGUUUAUUUCUAGGAAAUAGAUGCAUGCACUUUUAAUACUUACAGUCAUCUGAAAAGACAGAUCUGUAAUGGAUACUUUAUUACUUUGCAUCCACAAUUUAAUAAGAUGAGCCAAUAACUUAGCUUCUAUAUUCAUUAUAUAUAUUAAUAUAUAUAACAAUAUAUAUUAUUCGUUCAAUUGACUAUGGGGGGACAGAGUGAGGUUGAAAGCAAAACAAGGAUGAUUUCGCAGAAUGUAACGCCAACCAGAGAAUUUUGCAAGUUUAGAUAUUUAAUAUUUAGCCUCUUGUAACACAAAUACCUAAGAGCCAGGGGUGAAAUGUUCCCGGCUCGGGCGAGUAGGUAGCGAUGGCAUCGGGCAGUUCGGAGAUCCAGUAGCAAAAAUCCCUGCCCCCGCCCCCCAUGCCCAGCUGAGCAGUGCGAU